AUGUCUCUUUGUGGUCUUGUCACUCGGACGCUAAUUUCUAUUGUGGCAGUAGUCGUUCUCUAUUAUCAAUUGAAUUCAAUGAGAAAUGUUGUUCAUGUGAACGAUGUCUUUAAAAAUCCAACUUCGGAAAAUACACACAAUUAUCAAAUAUUUCCAAGAAAAUUAAUUAAAAGUAAUGACAUUAUGAUGGAUGUGGUUGUGUUGGAAAAGUCAACAACAACAACACGUGCAAAUACUUCAGACAGCAACACUAAAAAUCCACUCGUUCUGUUCUUACAUGGAUUUCCACAAACAGCUACAACCUCCUGGUACUUCCAACUCUUAUAUUUCAUGAACAAUGAUUAUAAAUUUGGAGGUCAAUCCUAUACAGUCAUGGCUCCUGAUCUUCGUGGAUAUAAUGGUACAGAGAAACCAGAUGUCAAUAAUUUGGCAAAUUACGAUAUUGGUGAAUUUGUUCAUGAUGUCAAAGGUCUCAUUGAUGGUUAUUAUGGAAACAAUGAAGCUCACAAUAGAAAAGCUGUCGUCGUAGCUCAUGAUUGGGGUGCAGUAAUUGCUUGGGCACUUGCUUCUACGUAUCCACAAGUGGUUGAAAAGUUAAUUAUUCUCAAUGUACCUCAUCCUAGUACUCUCACAAAAACGAUAACCACAUUGCCUGUGAAUAGAAUUUUUGCACAAUUGAGAAAGAGUUGGUACAUCUUCUUUAUGCAAUUAGGAUUCUCCAUUCCAGAAGAGUAUUUUUCAAGAGAAGGAUUUAAGAAAUUGUCAUUUGCUUUUGCUUCUCUGGCAAAACAAAAUAUUCUCUCGAUUGAGGAUUAUCAUUACAUUGUCAGUGCUUGGUCCCAACCAAACUGUUUACAAGGAAUGAUUGCAUAUUAUAGAGGUUUUCUUACAGGAAAGGUUUCAAAUUAUUUGAAAAUGAAAUUGUUUGGAAUGAAAGAUCAAAGAAGAUAUCCAAUGGUAGGCAAUACUAUGGAUGGUCCUCUCGAAAAUCAAACUGUGAAAGUACCAACAUUGAUCUUGUGGGGAAAGGAUGAUAUUGCACUUAUUGAAGAAACUGCUGAUUUAUCAUUCAAGUACUUUGUAGACGAGAGUGUCAAGUCCAAAUCAAAAUUACAAAAAUUCGAUGCAGGUCACUUUGUCAUGUUGGAGAUUCCAAACAAAAUUAAUGAGGAAAUUGAGAAAUUUAUUAGUAACCGUGAUUAA
Messenger RNA from Naegleria lovaniensis, 1203 nucleotides. RefSeq lists its product as uncharacterized. The record is from RefSeq and is a predicted model, not a curated record. NCBI's taxonomy places the organism in Eukaryota, Heterolobosea, Eutetramitea, Acrasida, Naegleriidae. The coding region runs from base 1 to 1203 and encodes 400 amino acids. The transcript has a single exon. Gene Ontology annotation, molecular function: hydrolase activity.